Molecule: messenger RNA, 525 nt
Organism: Caenorhabditis sp. 36 PRJEB53466
Lineage: Eukaryota; Metazoa; Nematoda; Chromadorea; Rhabditida; Rhabditidae
Source: the annotation of a GenBank genome assembly
AUGUUCUUCCACUUGUCCCUCGAUCACGAAGUCUGUCUUCAUCCGAAAUAUUUCGGACCAAAUCUGAACGAUACGAUCAAAAUGAAGCUGUUCAACGAGGUGGAGGGAACAUGCACUGGAAAGUACGGUUUCGUCAUCGCCGUCACCACAAUCGACACAAUCGGACACGGCGUUAUCCAGCCGGGACGUGGCUUCGUCAUCUACCCGGUCCGUUACAAGGCGAUCGUGUUCCGCCCGUUCAAGGGACAAGUCGUCGACGGCGUCGUCACGCAGGUAAACAAAGUCGGCAUCUUCUGCGACAUCGGCCCGCUCUCCUGCUUUAUCAGUCGGCACUGCAUUCCGCCAGACAUGGAGUUCGAUCCGAACAGCGAGAAGCCGUGCUACAAGAGUGCCGACGAGGCAACCGUCAUCCGAAACGACGACGAGAUCCGAGUGAAACUGAUCGGAACGCGGGUCGACGCCAACGACAUCUUCGCCAUCGGAACGCUGAUGGACGACUACCUCGGACUGUGCCCAGCCGAAUAA